UAGUAAGUUCCGUGGGCAAAAAUUGUCACUUCCGUAAAUUCCCCUAAUAAGACUAGUACAAAUUCAAGUCUCGGUCACUCUGAAGAACAUCGCAACAAGAAACAACACACAACUUUCGAACAAGAACUUUUAAAAAGAACAAUCAGAAAGGACUAUUUAUAUAUACAAGUGCAUGAAAUAACAUAAAAAAUGUGGAAAGCGUCUAUAGUAACCGUUCUUGGAUUUUUUUUUGUUUUUGCCUCCGCCCAGCAGCAACAAUUCAAUUCAGCAUGUUUAGCUGGUUUUGACAAAGCAUUUCGAAACUGCUUCGAAACAAAUGGAGGCUUCACCUUGGAUCUUGUUUUCUCUAUCAUAACGAAUGGAACAAGUGGCCCUUUACCACAGAAUACAAACAAGGAACAACUCGUAACAAAAGUUUGCAGUUCUCGUGAAUCUAUCGGGAAAUGUGUUGGGCCGAUUCCAGGAUCCUUGACCAGUCUGAAAUGUACUGACCAAGAGAAUCAGAUGAUGCAGAAUACACUACAGAGUACUGGUCGAGCUCUAGGUGGACUAUGCGAUGGCGAUGCAGGUGAAGGUCAGAUGCCACCAUGUUUGGCUAAAUUUGAUAAGAAAUUCCGGGCCUGUAUGACAGAGAAGAAAAUAGUUGCUGAAAACUUUUUCAAGUUGUUGUCCAAUACAUCAGACGGCACUGGCAUGACAAUGCAACAACUUAAGAACACCACUUGCAGUUCAGGUAUGCAACAGGUGAUCGUACAGUGUGCCUCUGGAACUCUCCAGUCACUUACCACAAACAAAGAGUGUACACAACAAGAGUCCUUCAUGGUCGGACAGACGCUUCAAAACAUGAUGGCAACUUAUCAAAGCAUUUGCACAGGAAAACCUAUCAUUGGACCAGGAGGGGCACCAUCUGAAUGUAUCAUUAAAUUUGAAACCGAUUUAAACCAAUGUUCUAUGGAUGAAAUGAAGAUUCCAGUACCAGAUUUAAUGAUGCUGUUGACAAAAGGACAGGUUCCUCAAGGACAAGAUAUGUCACAACUUAAUCAAACCAUUUGCAAAAAUUUCCAAAAGUUUGAAUUAUGCGGUAAAAGUGCUGUAGCCGACAGUGGGUGUACACAAAGAGAUUUACUUAUCACUGAAGGAACUUUUGCUAACAUGGUCAUAACUGUCGGUUCUUACUGUCAUGAUACCUCUGUACCAGGCGCAUGUAUGCUCACACUCCAGCAGCAGUUCAAGAAGUGUUUUGCAGAGAAUGGUGUCGAUGCCAAAAAGUACUUCCAGAGCGUAUCCCAACACAAAGGUGCUCUUCUCGGAACAUCAAAGGCCGAGGCAGAGGAAUACUGCAGCAAACGCCAUUCACUGUACAUUUGCAUGACCAAAGUUAUCCACCAAUGCCCCGGAGCUGAACAGACUAUGUCUAUGACAGGAUUUGAUCUAGCCGCCAUGGAACGUGCUGUAGGAAUGUUGUGUGCAGAUAUUCCAGAAUACCUGUUAGGUCUGAAGUGUUUUGAAAAACCAACAGCAAAAGCCAGUACAUGUACAUCCGACAUGGCUAAAGGUAUUACCAGCAUAUCCGCCAAACAAAUGAAGAACGGUCUAUCUAUGGAAGGAUUCUUUAACGAUUUUUGCGAUGUCCGUGUAAAGCAAGUACAGUGUGAUGCUAGUGCAUGGCCAACAUGUGAUCCUAAAGCUGUGUUAUUGAAAAGAAAAUUCGAGUGUCACAUGCUUCCCACCAGAUGUCACGAGGUCAAUGAAGAUGAAAUCCGUCAAAUCUGCCCAGAAGAAGCCAUUUUGCAAGCAGAAAAGUGUGUAGUCGACGUUAAACAGAACAUUAAGAUGUGUCUUGACAACUAUAACAUUGAUCCUGAUAUAUUCCUUGUUAAUAUAACUCAUGACAGAACUAAAAUCCUUGGAACCAGAAACAUAGCUCAGAAAUUCUGCCAAAACAGAAAGCAGGUGUACAAAUGUAUUAGAGACACCAUCAGCAACUGUCCAGGUGCUAAAGAGAAACUUAGCAGAUGGGGUCAUCAACAGAAUCUUCUAGAAGAUGCACUCAACAUCGUCUGUUCUGAUCUUAAUGUGUAUGCACAAGGAGUUACAUGUAUGCCUGACAGUGCUAUUCAGACAUGCGUAAAACAGUCCGAAAACCGAUUAGGAACAUUCUACAAUCAAGCCGACAAAAUGUCUAAUGGAGAAUAUUUCAGAAACUUUUGCGAAGUAAAACUUGACCAUAUGCAAUGCGAUAUCGACGCCAUGAGAAAACAACAGUGCAGUGAUGCAACAAUUGGUUUGAAAACAGAAUUUGAAUGCAAACUGAUUCAAGAUAGAUGUAUUGGAUUAAAGCGAAAAGCAAUCGAUAAUAUAUGUAAUGAAAAUAGCUACAACAGAGCCAGCAGACAAUCUGCAUCAACUAAUAAUAUUGGACAAGCAGGCGGAAAUGUUGCAGAUAACGGUGCAGCUUCAAUGACCAUCACAUCUGCAAUAAGUGCAUUCGGAGCAUCUUUAUUUGCAACAGUAUUCUUGUUUUUGUAAAAAAAAAAGCGUCAAAUUAGCAAAGUUCAUAUCCGCUCCAUGCCAUACUACGUAAUACUGAGGCCCCUCUUUAGAGUAACGAAGUAAUCACAUUAUCACAAAAUGUUUGCCUAUAUAUAUUCACAUAAUCAUUUAACUAUUUUUUUAUAAAGAGAUACUCAAAUAAUCAAAAACACAUUCCUAGAUUAUCAAAUAAUCACGAGAUAUUUGGUCUGGUAUUCAAAUAAUCAUGGAAUAAUUAGUCAGGUAGUCAAAUGAUCACUAUCAAAACGGCCAAGUAAUCACUUACUCAGAACCCCACGAGUAGGCUCCAUUGCAGAGCAUGGAUAUGAACUCUGCGCUAGAAAAUCGAAGAACCCAUGUGAUCUUUGUCUUUUUGAAACACGAACUUGUCUACAAAUUUAAAGUAAAACAGGGCAGUGCUAAUAUUCUCUCUGUUUCUGCUGAUAUUGUUAUGGAUUUCUACAAAGAAUAUGUGUGUGAUUUAUUUUUUGUUAGAGUGUGUGAAAUCAAUGAAAAAAACUAAGUAAACGAGAAUUAAGCGAGAGUGUGUGUGUAUGUGUGUGUGUAUGAAACUGUGUGUGAAUUAUGUUUUUGCUUUGAGAAAUGCAUAAGAAAAAUCAAGUAGAUAAAAGAUUUCCGAAUGCCAUGACUUGUCUAUUUCUUACUGAACCCAGAUCUCCUUUGCAGUGGUCGAAUGAAGACUUAUAUGAUUGAAAUAUGGUCUGAAUGACAUACUCGUAGAUCGAUUUUGAAAAUGUAUAAUUUAUUUAAUUUAACUGAACUUUAUUUAUUUAUUUAUUAUUGUUUGAUAUCGCACUUGUUUUACACAAAAUAUGUCUUGUUGAGCUCAAUAAAACAAAAAUAGAAUACA
Molecule: messenger RNA, 3403 nt
Organism: Mytilus trossulus (common blue mussel)
Lineage: Eukaryota; Metazoa; Mollusca; Bivalvia; Mytilida; Mytilidae
Exons: 15
Coding region: 190-2529 (779 amino acids)
Source: RefSeq, a predicted model, not a curated record